Molecule: messenger RNA, 420 nt
Organism: Eucalyptus grandis
Lineage: Eukaryota; Viridiplantae; Streptophyta; Magnoliopsida; Myrtales; Myrtaceae
Product: TMV resistance protein N-like
Exons: 1
Coding region: 1-420 (139 amino acids)
Biological process (GO): signal transduction
Source: RefSeq, a predicted model, not a curated record
AUGGACGUGCGCAAUAACUUCCUUGGUCAUCUCUACAAAGCUUUAAACCAGAAUGGAAUAUCUACUUUUGUUGAUAGCGAGGAUCUGCGGAAGGGAGACCAAAUAUCACAGGCACUUAUGAAGGCCAUCGAGCAAUCGUGCGUUGCAAUCAUCAUUUUCUCAGAGGAUUAUGCUUCCUCGCAAUGGUGCUUGGAAGAGUUGGCAAAGCUUAUGGAGUGCAAGGAGCAAAAGGACCUUAUCGUUCUACCAGUGUUUUACAAAGUGGACCCAAGAGCAGUUAGAGGGGGGAGAGAAAGUUAUGGGAGAGCUCUGACAAAGCAUGAGUCCAAGUUCGGGAAGAAUUCAGAGAAAGUGAAAAUAUGGAAGAAAGCGCUUCUUGAUGCUGGUAGCUUGUCUGGGUGGCAUCUAAAUGAUGGGUAA